AUGGAUUAUGGUAACCAGACCUUGCUGAAGGAAUUGAUCUUGACCGGAUUUUCUCAGAACCCUAAGACAAGAAUAUUACUGUCCGUUCUGUUCUUAUUCAUAUAUAUAUUGGUUAUCUUGGGGAACAGUUUCAUGAUCUUCACCGUCAUCCUCAGUCCCCAGUUACACACUCCUAUGUAUUAUUUCCUCUGUAAUUUGUCUUUUAUUGAUUUGUGUUUCACAUCCUGUAAUAUGCCAACAAUUUUGUUCAAUAUAAUUUUUAAUACAAGCGCAAUUUCUGUCAUUGGAUGCUUUGUCCAAAUGGACCUUGGUCUUUUUCUCGGUAUAACUGAGUGUAUUUUACUGGCGGUGAUGGCCUAUGACCGGUAUAUUGCUAUAUGCCUCCCCUUAUAUUACACCACCAUUAUGAGCUGGAGAGUCUGUGGAUACAUCACUGUUAUCAUGUGUUUGGGAAGUUUUUACUUUACUCUUACCCCGACCAUCAUGAAACCUCUUGUCUUCUGUAAAGGGAAUAAAUUGAACCAUUUUGCAUGUGAAAUUUUAGCGGUUAUAGAAUUGGCGUGUGGGGAUCUCUCCGCUACUAAAUUCUUAUUGAUUGUUCACAGUUUUAUUAUUCUUGUAUCUCCUCUUAUAUUCAUUGUUGUGACCUAUAUUUGUAUUAUUGCCUCCAUAUUGAAAAUAAGUUCUGCUCAGGGUAGGUCCAAAGCCUUCUCCACCUGCACGUCCCAUCUCACUGUGGUUGUAAUGUUUUAUGGGACAAGUGUGACCACGUACACGGGUCAAGCAAGACUUUCUUUUAUGCAGAAAUAUAUUUCUCUAGGUUAUGGGCUUGUCACUCCUAUGUUAAAUCCUUUGAUCUAUAGUCUGAGGAACAAUGAAGUCAAAGAAGCCUUUAAGAAAAUAUUGACCAAAUAUUCUGUAUUGUGA
This is a messenger RNA of Hyla sarda, 927 nucleotides long. Its product is annotated as olfactory receptor 13C9-like. The transcript has a single exon. The coding region runs from base 1 to 927 and encodes 308 amino acids. Gene Ontology annotation, molecular function: olfactory receptor activity; G protein-coupled receptor activity. Gene Ontology annotation, cellular component: membrane. Lineage: Eukaryota; Metazoa; Chordata; Amphibia; Anura; Hylidae. The record is from RefSeq and is a predicted model, not a curated record. Gene Ontology annotation, biological process: G protein-coupled receptor signaling pathway.